GCACGGCCAGUGUUUCAGCAUGUUCGUACCCGCCAAGAGCGCCGCGGAGGGGUCGAAGUUCACUCGAGAAUCCGUAACAGUGGUCGAGUCGGACGGGUCCCGAACGAGAUCUACAACGACAACGACGUUGAUGUUCGAGGAUACGACCCAGGUGAAGAAAAGCAGACGUGAACCUCUCGUUUCCUCGACGGGUCAGCGUGACUUGAAGAGAACUUCUGCCAGACCGUCGUCGCCGUACAGGCCUGGAUCUCUAACGUUCUCCUCCUACACGCCACCGCCCCUGAUAAACACCUACAGGGUAUCCGGAUACAAGUAUCUUGACAGCAAGUACCCCACUGUUGAUUACAAAUCCGAUCUGAACCAGAGCAAGGUGAUCGCUCCUGUUACGACCACUAAAGACAAGACCACAGUAAACGGUCGCUACAAACCGAUAAUAGAUCUUGAUAAACAACCACGGAAAAUGGGGUUGCUAAAUUCCAAGGUGUCUUUGGGUUCGGAAAACGAUGAGCUAGGAGAGCGAGGAUCAGGAUUCCGCAAGCAGACUGAUAUCCAGGACUUCUACAAGAUCCGAGAUGAGUGCCUGGCGGAGGGGAAGCUCUGGGAGGAUCCAGAGUUUGAGGCUGUCGACAGUUCCAUCUUCUUCAGCCGGUCCCCUCCCCGACCCUUUGAGUGGAAACGUCCUAUGGAAAUCGUUGACAACCCACGUCUUUUCGUUGAAGGUGCUACAAGAUUUGAUGUCCAACAAGGAGAACUGGGUGACUGCUGGCUGCUUGCAGCUGUGGCUAACUUGACUCUGCAGCCGACACUGUUCCACCAGGUGGUCCCUGAUGACCAAAGCUUCGUUGACAAAUACGCUGGCAUUUUCCAUUUCAGGUUCUGGCAGUACGGGCGAUGGGUCGACGUGGUGGUGGACGAUCGUCUCCCGACGUGCUACGGCAAGCUGGUCUACCUCCACUCCAGUCAGUCCAAUGAGUUCUGGAGUGCCUUACUGGAAAAAGCUUAUGCUAAGCUGCAUGGGUCAUACGAGGCCCUGAAAGGUGGCAGUACAUGUGAGGCCAUGGAGGACUUCACAGGUGGUGUCUCUGAAAUGUACGACUUGGAGAAACCUCCAUCAAACCUCUUCCAGAUUCUGCUCAAGGCCUUUGAGAGAAACUCCUUGAUGGGAUGCUCCAUCGAGCCGGACCCCAGUGUGACGGAGAUGCAGACAGCGGAAGGACUGGUCAAGGGACAUGCCUACAGUAUCACAAGGGUGCAGUACGUAGACAUAAACACACCCAACACUCAGGGCAAGAUACCACUGCUCCGACUGCGCAACCCUUGGGGUAACGAGGCUGAGUGGACGGGUGCUUGGAGUGACAAAUCACCGGAAUGGAGAUUCAUACCGGAGUCAGAGAAGCAGGAAAUUGGACUGGUGUUUGAGGAGGAUGGGGAGUUCUGGAUGUCCUACCGAGACUUCACCAAGUACUUCAUGCGGCUGGAGAUUUGUAACUUGAGCCCGGACUCGCUGACUGAGGACGAGGUGUCUGCCAAUGACAAGAAGCGGUGGGAAAUGAGUGUGUUCGAGGGGGAGUGGGUACGUGGAGUCACCGCCGGUGGUUGCAGGAACUAUCUGCAGACGUUCUCGCGGAACCCCCAGUACACGAUCACACUGACGGAUGUGGACGACGAAGAUGAGGAGAACAAAUGUACGGUAAUCGUUGGGCUGAUGCAGAAGAACAGAAGAUCUCAACGGAGACUGGGGAGAGACUGUCUCACCAUCGGCUUUGCUGUGUACAGGCUGGAAGAUCCUGAAAACCUACCAACACCACUGGACACCAACUUCUUCACGUACAACGCGUCGGUGGCACGGUCGCCCUCCUUUAUCAACAUGCGGGAGGUGAGUAGCCGCUUCACACUGCCGCCCGGAGUCUACUGCAUCGUUCCCUCCACCUUCGAGCCCAACGAGGAGGGCGAGUUCCUGCUGCGAGUCUUCUCUGAGAAGAAGAACAACAUGGAGGAGAACGACACGGAGGUUGGACUCAAGGAGAUGGAUGACAGGGACCGGUACUACCACGGAGGACUUAGGAUGAGGACUGUAAAAGCCAAUGUGGUAAUAGAGCCGCCACAACCCGCUCCGGAGAUGAAGAAGGCCGACGAGAAGGUGAAGGAGUUCUUCCGCAAGCUGGCUGGUGAGGACAUGGAGGUCGACUGGAUGGAGCUGAAGGAGAUUCUUGAUUACGCAAUGCGCAACGAGGUAUCAUCCUCGUCACCUCUUGGGGGCGGAGGCGACAAUAUCAUCACCAACCUGCUCUCGUUGGUAUGCGGCUCCUUCUUUCAGGACUCCCCUCUGGCCUCCGUCUUCGAAAGUAAGGUGGGUGGAUUCUCUAAGGACAUCUGUCGCAGCAUGAUCGCGAUGUUGGAUGCUGACCAUUCCGGCAAGCUGGGCUUUGACGAGUUCAAACAGCUCUGGAUCGACAUCCGCCACUGGAAGUCGAUUUACCAGAUGUACAGCAAGGAGACACAAGGCUACCUGAGCGCGUUUGAGCUGAGAGAGGCCUUGAACUCCGCCGGGUAUCGGCUCAACAACCACAUCCUCAACAUCCUGGCUCACCGUUACGCCGGCAAGGACAGCAGGAUAUCCUUCGAUGACUUCAUCAUGUGUGCUGUCAAGCUGAAGACCAUGAUCGAGUACUUCAAGGAGAAGGACCUGUCCGACAGUAACAAAGCCAUGUUCACCCUGGAAGAAUGGGUGGAGAAGACUCUCUACUCGUGAACAUUCAAAGCUCUCUUCUUGUGUUCAGCUUGUGCGCGCAGUUGUGUUCAAUUCAGUUGCGCACACCUACGAAUCUCACUGUUAACUCGAUUCUAACUUCAGGGAUAAAGACUUUUCUCUUGUACUGAUCAAUAAUUUAGCCACCGUUAGAUUUUUUACUGCUGAAUAGUUCACUAGAAAAUUCUCUUUUGUACGUUUUAGCUUGAAGCGAACAUUUUUAUUAUUAAAUUUAACAACCAAUAUUUAAUAUCUUAAAUUAUAUUUUAGAACCUUUGUCUGUUUUCUAAUUCAAAAUCGUUAAAUGCCUUAAACUGUAUUUUUAAUAUAAGAAAAUAUUGUACUUCAACUUUCAGAUACCUACGUUAUAUUUAUUCAUUAAUAUAUUUAUUGCUUGAGGAUGUCAAACAACACUCAUAGGACAUGUGAGCAAAUCACUGUUUUGAUCCGGUUGAGAUUCUUCCAACAGUGAUUUUAAAUAUUUUGACUUCAUAUUUCCAUAUGUGCACAAGUAUUUUGUAUGCAAAGAUAAUUCACAUGUACAGAAGUAAUUUGUUAAGGUUUAUGUAUUGUUAAUAUUUUAUAAUAUGUGAAACAGUUUAUUUUGUUGUAUUCAGUUAUCGCUUGAUGUAUUUUAUUGUAGUUUAGAUUUGAAACGUAUUUUGUACAGCUAUAAAUACUAUAAACAGCUUUAUUUUUAUAAGUGUUCAAGCAUUGCACAUUUUAUCUGAGAGUUCUGGGUGAACAUGUAAUCAGACUUCCAAUGACUUCUAAAUGAAGUGUACAUUUGUUAAAAUCUACAAUUAAAAGUGAUAUAAAAGUGUU
Homalodisca vitripennis (glassy-winged sharpshooter) is the source of this 3574-nucleotide messenger RNA. It is a transcript of the gene CalpA, whose product is annotated as calpain-A. Gene Ontology annotation, cellular component: cytoplasm. The coding region runs from base 20 to 2752 and encodes 910 amino acids. The record is from RefSeq and is a predicted model, not a curated record. Gene Ontology annotation, molecular function: calcium-dependent cysteine-type endopeptidase activity; calcium ion binding. Gene Ontology annotation, biological process: proteolysis. NCBI's taxonomy places the organism in Eukaryota, Metazoa, Arthropoda, Insecta, Hemiptera, Cicadellidae. The transcript is spliced from 18 exons.